UUCCGCCCAACCCUCCGGAACCUUCUGUUUCUGCUCGGCUUUCCGCCGAGACGACAAGGACGGCCAAGUCGGAAGUAGUGUGAGGCUCGUGGGCGGAGCCAAGCGCAGCCAUGUCUGCAGCCUUGCUGCGUCGGGGUCUAGAGCUCCUGGAAGCGUCCGAGGCCCUCCGGGACCCUCCAGGGCAGGCCAAGCAGAAGGGGACUCCGAGGAAACGGCCCCGGAAGGCGAAGGCAACCCAGGCCCAGAAACUGCGGAACUCGGCCAAGGGAAAGGUGCCCAAGUCGGCGCUGGACGAGUACCGGAAGCGAGAGUGUCGAGACCACCUCAAAGUAAACCUGAAGUUUCUGACCAGUGGGAGAAGCGCCGUGGCUGAGUCUGUGAGCCAGCAGAUUUUGCGCCAGAACCGAGGCCGCAAGGCCUGCGACCGGCCUGUGGCCAAGACCAAGAAGAAGAAGGCCGAGGGUACCGUGUUCACUGAGGAAGACUUCCAGAAGUUCCAGCAGGAAUACUUCGGCAGCUAGGCUCCCUGGGAGGCACGGUGGAAGGGCGCUCAGGCCCCUCAGCCUCCGACUCCUCUGCUGGCCCCAGGACCUGGCCGUGCUGCGCACGCGUGGCCAGCAGAUGGCGACGCAGGACCAGCCUGGCUCGAGGAAGCCGCGGAGCUGGAGCCGCGUGGAGGCUGGAAUGGAGCUGGCGGGCCGGAAGUCCUGGGGCGGAUUGACACACAGACCGGAGCUGGCUUCUGCAGGCGUGGGAAGAGGAUCUGCACUUGCCGGAAAGGAACGUAACUGUUUUGUUUGCUUUUGCCCAAGUGGGGACUCUGGGCUCUUUGCCGUGAAACAAGGCUAUUUCCUGGGUCCUUGGGGAUGACACCUCCAGGAGUAGGAAGGCUUGUGUGUUGCUUCCAAGUUGUAAUAAAUGUGAACACAAGA
Messenger RNA from Cebus imitator (Panamanian white-faced capuchin), 932 nucleotides. It is a transcript of the gene RPS19BP1, whose product is annotated as ribosomal protein S19 binding protein 1. NCBI's taxonomy places the organism in Eukaryota, Metazoa, Chordata, Mammalia, Primates, Cebidae. Gene Ontology annotation, molecular function: enzyme binding. The record is from RefSeq and is a predicted model, not a curated record. Gene Ontology annotation, cellular component: nucleolus. The transcript has 4 exons. The coding region runs from base 111 to 521 and encodes 136 amino acids.